Molecule: messenger RNA, 1598 nt
Organism: Saccoglossus kowalevskii
Lineage: Eukaryota; Metazoa; Hemichordata; Enteropneusta; Harrimaniidae
Product: fibroblast growth factor receptor substrate 2-like
Biological process (GO): fibroblast growth factor receptor signaling pathway
Cellular component (GO): cytoplasm
Molecular function (GO): fibroblast growth factor receptor binding; transmembrane receptor protein tyrosine kinase adaptor activity
Source: RefSeq, a predicted model, not a curated record
GUGAUUUCCAAUUUGCAGAAGAUGAGCAAGUGUUUUGAGUGUAAAUCGACAUCAUGACUGUAGAAUUUGGACAACAGUCAAACAGGCAUCGGAAAAAAAUAGUGAUUCCUACUACUCUGUCAGCACAUAUCCGGGGAUUUUAUUGACAGUAAAGGUAAAGAUUUAAGUAAAUUUCUGUGCCAGAAUGGGUAAUCAAUGUGUACAGGGAGAACUGGAUAAAGAUUUCAAUCCAUCAAUGUUUAAAGUAAAGAAUGUAGAUGACGAUGGAAGAGAACUUGGCAGUGGUACAAUUGAAGUUGGACUAGCUGAUUUAAUUUUAUAUCAAAAAGGCAAAGAUCCUGUGAGGUGGCCAUUAAGAUGUCUACGACGCUAUGGAUUUGAUGCCGAACUAUUUUCUUUUGAAAGUGGAAGAAGAUGUCCAACUGGUCCUGGUAUAUAUGCAUUCAAGUGUAAGAGAGCUGAACAGUUAUUCAACCUAGUGCAGGACAAUGUUGAGAAACAAGGCCAGGCUGAUGACACAGGGAGCCAACAUCAGGCAGCAAGCCGCUCAAGUUCACUUACAGGAGCCAACGGAAUAAUACGUGAACAUUCUAGCGGUUCCAUAUCAUCUACGGGCGGGGCACGAUCUUCAAGUCCUCAUUACGUGAAUGGGAGUAUGGUUCUAGAUAAUACACCCCCUGGAAGUGCCACGCCGAGAACACCAAGUAGUCCGACAUCGCCCACAUCUCCAGAUAUGCAUAAUUACGUAAAUUCGCCAGGGUCGUUAGCUAACGAGGAGGUCAUGCCAUCUAAUAUCCACAUUAACAUCCAGAAAUCAUUGUCACACAACGAACAUAAUAAAGGACUUGAUGUGAAUUAUGCCAGACUGGAUCUUAAUGAAGACGCAAAAAUUGAGGAGAGUAAAUUCAUUAACUUUACCCAAGGGUCUAUGACAAGUUCACCCGCUGGGGCAUCACCAACUACACCCAAUCACUGCUAUGCAAAUCUGGACAUGCUGGGGGAAGUACCCCCUCAGUGUUUCAGCCGAGUGACGUCUGCGAGUCACAACACAAGCCCUCAAAAUGGACUACAAACAUCCAAUAUUACUGAUCAUACGUACGCCAACCUGGAUCAAGUUGCUGCCGGAAUCGGGAAUGGAAAUGGAAUUUCCAAAAUUGUACUUCAACCGCCUCCUAAAAAGAAAGUUAAUUAUAUUCAGCUGGACUUGGAGAAUUUAGACACCAGGACAGAGGCAAACUCUCCUGGAUCGUCUCCAAGAACUCCGAAAACGCUGUUACCAGAAACGCCGAAUAAAAAAGCUGUGAUGUAUGCAAUGAUAGAUUUUGAUAAAACUGACGCUUUGAUUAAAUCACAAAAUGGACAAGUAGACCAUGACGAUGGAUCAGUGCGGAAAACACGACACAACAGCCACAUUGAUCAUCCUAUAUAAAAACAUCGUGAAUUUUUCCUGGAAAGAUUGACAUUUUCCUUGGAUUUCCUGGAAUAAGGCGGCUAUCAGUAUUAGAAAGCGGGAUUUGUUUUAUUAUUUAUAACAUUUUACAGACACACUGUUACAUGUCUGUGGAGGCAUGCAAUGACAAAAUCAAUGGUCCUUCCAA